This is a messenger RNA of Talaromyces rugulosus, 948 nucleotides long. RefSeq lists its product as uncharacterized. NCBI's taxonomy places the organism in Eukaryota, Fungi, Ascomycota, Eurotiomycetes, Eurotiales, Trichocomaceae. The record is from RefSeq and is a predicted model, not a curated record. The transcript has 2 exons. The coding region runs from base 1 to 948 and encodes 315 amino acids.
AUGACUUUCCAUCCCGAUUCCAUUCCUGACCUCACAGGCCGCGUGUACAUUGUGACCGGCGGUACCUCUGGAAUUGGAUAUUACACAGUCGCACACCUGGCAAAGCAUGGAGCUCAUGUCUAUCUCUGUGCAAGAACCCAAAACAAAGGCAUCACUGCCAUUGACGGGAUCAAGUCCAUGCAUCCGAAAGCUCAAAUCAGCUUAUUGGAAAUGAACCAUCUAUCCCUCGCUUCAGUGUUAUCGGCAGCAAAACAUUUCCUCUCGCAGGAGAGCUCGCUACACGGCCUCAUCAAUAACGCCGGUAUAAUGGCCACGCCAUUCGAAAUGACACCCGACGGCUACGAAGCCCAAUGGCAGACAAACUACCUGGCGCACUGGCUUUUCACAUCUCAUCUUUUACCAUUAAUGCUGCAGACAUCGAAAUCAUCGCCGGCGGGCACUGUUCGUAUUGUAAACUUGUCGUCAUCGGGCCACUACUUUGCUCCGAAUGGAGGGAUUAAUUAUGAGGAUACUAGCUUGCCUGCUGCAAGUGGAAUGGCGCGGUACGGUCAAUCGAAGCUUGCAAAUGUUUUGCACACGAAAACAUUACACAAACUCUACGGCCCUUCUUCGCCGAGUGCCAGAGCUGGGGACGGGGAGAUUUGGGCGUCUGCCGUACACCCGGGACUCGUCGAGAGCAAUCUGGGUACCCGGGCUGAAACUCCAAAGAUUAUGUCGACUAUUAUCUCGAUUUUUGGAGCAAUGGGUGCUCGGGUCAAUGCGGACAAGGGCUCGUGGACAAGUGUGUUUUGUGCUGCUAGUCCGCAGAUGAAGAAAGAGCAGAGCGGCGAGUAUUUUCAGAGGAUUGCAGAGUCUGGAUGGCAGAGUAAGAUGGCCAAGGAUGUAAAACUUGCGGAUGAGCUGGAGACAUGGACAAGAAAGGUAAUGGAAAAGGGUGACUGGUGUUGA